Geodia barretti is the source of this 278-nucleotide messenger RNA. The record is from the annotation of a GenBank genome assembly. Lineage: Eukaryota; Metazoa; Porifera; Demospongiae; Tetractinellida; Geodiidae.
AGUACGUUGGGGUGGUACGCAAUAAUUCCAAGUUGCCGGCACACUCCCUUUGAGAGAAGUAGAGGUUCUCACGUGUCCAUCUUGAUAUAUACCGGGGUCCUCAUUGUAGUGCCAUCGAAGGAGAGGUCAAGUAAAUGGCCUGUGGUCGUACGUCCUUGGGACUCGGUCGGGCUUCUUCAAGUCCUUCUUUCUUAGGCGAGCGACUGCAGAAUAGCUCCCCUCCGAUAAAUGUGAUAUCCGCCACACUGUCAACUAUCCCCUGAGCCGGCACUCCUUGA